Cercocebus atys (sooty mangabey) is the source of this 5955-nucleotide messenger RNA. RefSeq lists its product as uncharacterized. The transcript has 3 exons. Lineage: Eukaryota; Metazoa; Chordata; Mammalia; Primates; Cercopithecidae. Bases 1 to 1803 code for a protein of 600 amino acids. The record is from RefSeq and is a predicted model, not a curated record.
AUGGCAAAGCAGUUUUGCCCGAGUUUGUGCAGGAGGUGCGUGGAACCCGGGCCUCACAGCCGCCGUCUGACCCGUAGGCCAGGGCCUGUCGCGGGCUCUCUCCGCUGCCCUUUGUCUUUAAGGAAUUACGAGCGAGCUAGGCCCAGCUUAAUAAACCUGUCGCACCUCUGCAGCUGUUUAGGGGCGCAGGCUCAGCCGGGCAGGCUGCGCGACCUUAAGGGAGUGCUAAAGGGCUUGGGCCGCUGGUGCAGCGCGCAAGAUGGCUCCUUAGGAAGGCGGGUCGCCUUCGCCUACACCAACACCAACACCACGAACCUCGUGGAACCGCUGGCAGCCCGUUGGAGGGCUCCUGGCAGAUGCAAGGAGUGUUAUUAUAACACUAAUGUGUUGUUAGAGCUUGGAGCAGACAACACUUUAAACACUGACUUGAAAACAACCAGAAAUGUAUUGUUUACAAGAGUUGGAGGAGGCGCCCCCGCCCCGUGCCGAGCGGCCCCAAGGCCCGAGGCCUCCCCGCUUACACCCCCGGUGCCCGGAGCACGUCUUCAAGGGGCCGUCGGGGUUGUAACUCGCGACUGGACCUCGGGCCGUGUUGCUAUCCUCGGUCCCCGAGCCCGCCCAGGGGUCUGCACGGCCCGGGUCUGCGCUGCGGGCUUCUCCUGUGGGGCGCUGGGAGUGAGCUCUAUCCCCAAAGCCCAUUUCAACGUCCCAGGUAUGACUACGGCAGGGGCAGGCCACCCACCCUCACCCCCUUCCUCGGCUAGAGCGCCUCUGCUAGGAGCCGACGACCGCGGCCUGACCCCAGGCCCCACCGCCCACUCCCGGCUCCCGCCCUUCCUCCACGGUCAGGGGUCACACCCAGCGGACGCCCAGUUCUCGGCUGCCCCUUUGAUCUCCGAAUUUGGGAGCCAGUGUGUCCGCUUGAGCGUGCACUGCCACGGGCCCUGGGACCCCUUUGCUGCGGCGGGGAGGAGCCCCGACGGCAGGUGGGAAGACCUGGCUUGCCUGCGUCCCCCGCCCCCCAGCUCCCGCGACCCGGGGCGAGGCUCUGAGCCCCUGGGCUUCCCCGCUCCGGUUUUGAGGGAGGGGCCGGGCCUUCGGGCCCGCAGACCCGCCACCGCGCGUGCGCAUGCGCCGGCCGCGAGCCCCUGGGUGCAGGACUGGGCGGCUCCGGCCCGCGCACUUGUCCAGGCGCCGCGGCUUAGUGCGCCCCAACCUCCGGCUCCGGUGGAGAGCUGGGGCGGGACUGAAGCACCGUGUUCAUCAAAGUAUCCCCUCGCCGUCAGCAGCCCUGGCCUCGCAAACGCUCCAGUGCGCUCCGGCGCACGCAGGGACUGGCGCUGCAGCCUCCGGGCCAACGGCACGCGAGCAAAGCUGGUUGGCAAACUGGGACACGCAAUAGAAGUUGGGGCUGCACCGACUCUCGCCGCUUCGGGGGAGGCAUGGGCCCGGGCAGGCCUAGGAGGAAGCUGCACAGCCCGAGGCCCGGGCGGGAGUGGCGGGCCGCGGACAAGGGAAUGUAUAUUUGGAAGGGGUCAGGACCUCGGCUGGAGUCUGGCUUUUUAUGGCGAGGAAGCCGACUGGGAAGGGCCUUCUGGCGAGGCUUUCCUGUUGUGCCACUUUUCCCCGGCAGCGCCGGGCGCGGGGAACGCGGGGCUGCACCGGGGCGGGGGAGGGGGCUUUACCCGGCGGCUCCGAGGACUCCACUGUGGGGUCGGCCCCGCGGGUAGGCCCGCCCAGGAGCCGGCUGGCAGUUGCAGCGGACUGUCACGUUAUGCCGCUGCCACCAAACACUUACUAUAAAUCACUGUCCUGCGCCUCCGGGAGGAUCCGUCGAACCUGAGAGGGGGAGGGGGAUGGGGGUGGGCGCGCAGGAAGCCCCACAGACACCAGGACAUCAGCCCCUCGAGUUCUCUCUGGGAACUUCCAGCACCCGGGCUGUCCCUGACUGUGGGAACCACGGUGGGCCGUCUUCCUCCUAAGCUCUCCCUGGGACACCGGGCGCGCCCCCUCGCCCCUGGGUUAGCGCACACCCCUCCACGCGAUGACCAGCACAGCCGCUGUGAGGCCCGGCCUUGGCCGCAUGUGUCCUUUGCGAGUGAUAAUAAUAAAAAUCACUGGAAUCGCAAGGAAGCCCCUGGCCCCGACUCCGCAGCCGCUGCUGUCCCGAAUGCGCCGGCUGCGGAAAGACCCUGCGGCCGGCCGGAUCCACGAGUGAACACCCGGCUGCAGAGCCGGGCCUACCGGACUGGCGCGGGGCUCCGGGGACAGGCCUCGCAGGGCCCUCCUGCGCACCGUCUGGAACGCCGAUUUUGCCAACUUGGAGGACAAUUUUUGUUUUCACUCUACCAACAGAUUUUUAAAAAUCCAAUGGCCGCUGAAACGUGCUUCUCCCCCACCCCCGCCCCCCGUCCGGUUUGUACGUCUGUAGCCAUUAACGAGCCCCGGCACAGCCUCCGGGACCAAUGACCUGCUUUUAUACUGAAGGAAAUGCGGAGGCCUUAAGAGUUAAUGGCGCUAAAUGUGUUGGUUUUCCUGCUUUUUCCCCGGGGUAGGUAAUGGGAGGGGGGAUGUCCCUCUCUCCACCUCUUCCCUCCCCUCUCUUUCCAUCUCCCUCUCCCUCUCCCCCAUCUCAGGAUCUAAGUCGUCCUCAAAGCUCUCCAAAAAACUCCUUCCUUUCCCAACCUUGAGUACAUGGAACCACAUCCCCACCCCGCUGGAGCCCCUCCCUGGAGCCUCCUCUGCCUCUCUAGGCCCUGCCUGGGGUCCCACCACUUAGGUCAGGCCAGAGGCCUCACUGCCUGGUCCUGGUUCCCGCUCUGAUGCUCUGAUGCUCACUUGCUGGGCUCACAAAUUGCUCUCCCAUGCCCACCCAAGUAGCACCAAGCUGUGUUGACUCAGGGGGUCAAGGAGCAGCCCACUGAGUCCCCUCAGUAGAAGCGGCCUGCAGUGGCAGCUACAGGAGAGGGUGGGGAGUCGAGUCCUAAUGACACCCAUGGGGACCAGUGGGCUUGGAGGGGCCCAUGGACAGCCCAGAGAAAGAAGAUGCUCUUUGGGAGAAAGGGAGGCAUCCUCUGGACCGGGAAGGGGCCGGGGAGAAGCCCCACUGAGGCUUGCCAGGUCACCCUCCCAACCCCAGGCAGGGAGAUUCUGAGCUGGGAGCAAUUCCAGGCCCUCCCCAAGGACCACACAGACCCAGCCUCUUCUCUCUGGCUGUGUUUCCCAGUGUGAGCUCCAGCCUUCUCCAGGACAGGGCCAGGUCUAUGUGCAAGGAAAUUCCAGAUCCUACUGCAUCUCCCAUAAUACGCUCAAUAUGCUGCAAAUUUGAAAUCAGUGAGGGAAAAAAUCAAGUAAACAACCAAAAAAAUAAUAUAAACCAGAGGGUUUCUUUGGGGCAGGGUAAGACGGGAAAGGAGCACAACAAAGCUCUUAAAUUGAGCCUUAUGCUCUCGCGCUACUUUGGUUUCCAAGAAGGUGGAUAUGGUACAUUCUGCUCAAUUUUCCACUCGUAAUCACGUUGAGAAGGUUGGUGGAGAAGCUGCUUUCAUUUUCCUGAAUGGGUUUUGGAGCUGGAAUUCAUUUACUUAAGUAUUGUUUCUUUCCCAGCCGACUAGGACCUGGAACCUGCUGGUCAGGCUGCUGUGUGGCCACAAGUCUGUCCAGGCCUGGGUGCAAGCUCGGCAUCAGGGCUGCAUCCGGCCCAUCCCCCAGAUGGUGCAGUGGAGGGUAGGCAUGCAGGCCCCGGAGCUGGGCUGGGAGUGGGGACAUCCGGGAGAAACUUUGGGGCCCCACAGCCUUCUGUGGGGGCAGGAAGGGAGAAGGAUGGGGAAAAGUGACAGAGACAAAGAAACAGAGACACAAAGACGCACAGAGCCUAAUGGUUACGGUGGAUUCCCACCAAAAAGGGGGAGAUGGGUUAAAAGGGGGUGGGAAAUCAAGGCCACAGAAGUUCCAGACAAGAAGAUAGAGCCCCAGUUGCAAAGGAAGACAUUCGGUUAAGGUGGGAGGGAAAUCGUCAAUAAUAAAAGCUCUUUGCAGGGAACAUUUUGACUUUGUUAUAAGUGGAAAUAGGAGAUUUCAGAAAGUGGGUUUUCUGAAGCUGGCAUUUAGGACCCCAUGGCAAAUCUCAGUGGGUUUCUCUUCCUGCCUAAGUGGACAUUGUCAGAAUAAAUUAAACUUCCCUGUCGGGAACUCUCCUGAGCUCCCCUCUCAGAUUGGUGGGGGGAAGACUCUGACACAGUCUCUUGGUCCCACACCCCAAUCUCUCUGCUUGGCUGAACAAUGGCUGCCCGCACACAAUCAUAUUCUGUCCCGCCUGGCCAGCUUUAUGACUUGGCCACCAUCAAUCUUGUCCCUAACACGACAUUUGUUUAUGACGGGUGGGAAGGGCUAAUGGCUUCAUGAACUGUCCGUGAAAUGCCUAUAGUGGAGAAGGCCCUGCAAUACCAGGCAGGCCCAAGGAGCAGGGGACCUGAGCUAAGCUCUAAAGCAAACGGCCCCGGGGAGGGGGGGGCCUAACAAAUGAGAGCCCCUCUCACAGAGCUCUUAGAGGUGGGGCAGGAGUAGAGGUAAACUGUCACUCCAACUUGCCUUGCUUUGGGUGCUGCUAACAGCGUCAGAGAACACUGGUGUGGGUGCCUGAGGCCUGAUCAAGUAUGGACACCUCUUGUCCCUCCCAGGCAAUCUGUCCCAGCAGCCUCAACCUGCAGAGGGUUCAAAAUCUCUUGGGUUUUGCACCAUUAAGAACAAAACUAAUGACAUUCCACCUUAAAAACGGAGACCCUUCCUGCCCUAUGUCCUUUACUCGCCUAUCAAAGUUAGGGAGAGCCCAAUAGGACUAUAAGGCACUCUUGUUUCCUGACCCUUGUUUCUGACCCGCAGGAAACAGCCAGGAGCUUGCAGGCCACCAGUACAAUCGAGCCUUAUUCCUUUGCAAGCAUCGAUUAUUAAUGACACAAAUUUUGUGGAAUAAUAAAUUGUAAAACGCAUGCUUGUUUGCACUCAGUCUGGUGAAAAAGGUCUGCUAACUACAUAACCCUGGAAAAUUCAGCACCGGUUCCUCCCACACGUGCAACACGCCAAAUGCAAGACUGCAUAUGGCAUGUGGCAUGCUGGCAUUUAUGUACUCAUGGCAUAAAUUGCUAUUAAAAUAAAUGUGCCCAUUUCUACAUAAAGGACAAAAUACUUAUUCUCCUAAAGCUUUUUACAGAGGCUAUUUUAAAAACUAGCCGAUCCCCCGCCAUGGAUCUGGAUUGCUGUCACAGCUAAUUUCAAAAUGUACUGGCUAUUAGUUAAAGUAUCAAGGAGUUCUUCUUAGAAUAUUUCACAGGAAAAUUAUCCUUAUUCCUAAAACAGUACAAACCAAACUUUCAGACCUCUAAGGAAUAAAUUGUUCCACGUUAAAUAAGGUUGGCAGGAGUUGGUUUUCUUAAAUCGGAUGUGAGAAUCGAAAAGGUAAUGUACUGGUAGUAGGAGACGUUACAUAGAUGUGGUUUUUAAAAUCCGAAUAAUGAGCAGAACUUCUCUCCUUCCACUCAGCAUAGCUUCUAAACUUGCACAGGCAACGAGUGCAGAAAUGACUACGUCAUGUAUGUUUCACACAAACACCUUCUUAGACACAUGUAUGUUUCAUGCCUAAUUUUCAAACAUUCGAAUAGACGAGGGUAAAGCAAGUUGCUAAGCAGCUUUCCUGGAGCACGCCUGGAAACAUUCUCGACCUGUGGGCCAGGGGCUCCUCGCCGACCGCAGAAACCGAAGCACCGCGCUUCACCCCAUACCCGCUUCCUCUCCUGCAGCUGGGACUGGAGACCCGCAAGGAAGGACAGGGGCUGCUUGUGGCCCACUCCCAGGCAGGCCAGACUCGGAAGGGCCCCCAGCCAGGAGCAAACGGACUCUUUCCUUCUCCCAGGUCACCCCAGCAGCUCGCUCCCGCCGCUGGGAACGGUAGGGAAAGCC